AUGCAGUUGCAGCUCGAAGAUUUCAUGUACUAUCCGGACUUUGCCUGUCAAGUGGCCGGAAUGCAGAGAUACAGUUGGAUGGGUGUCCAAGGAGUGGAACGUCAAUGUGAAUUGUCAGUGGUGCAACGUGUUUGGUUCAUUUUCGGUGCUUUGAAUUUGGUCUAUCAGAAUGUGGGGCUGAUUAUCUAUAUGUGGCUCCCAGAUGAGAAAACUCAGGAUAUUGUCAUGUAUGUGGCCCAGUUGGCCGAGACAGGUAGUGUCCUGGGUCUCACAUUGGUGGCAUUUUGCAAUAUGUGGAUGUUGUUGUAUAAUCGUCAUCAAAUCGAAACAAUGCUGUCCGAAUUGCAGAAAUUGAUUAUUGAACGAAAUUUAAUUUCCAAACGCAUUCAACACUUUUAUCAACAGUCGUCAAAUCGGAUGCGUUAUACGAAAAUAUUUUUUUUGUGUGCCUGGUUCUACUACAAUAGUCUGCCCAUCAUUGAGCUUAUCUAUGAACUAUCAUCGGAGAAGCGGCAAGUAAAAUUCAAAUCUCAGAGUAAUACCUGGUAUCCAUGGUAUAUGAAGUCAAACACGUAUAUAAGUUUCAUUGCCUCGUUUAUCAAUCAGGUGAUAUCGUCUUGGAUUGGCGUUGGUUUCAUUAUGGCCAGUCAAUUUCUUUUGUGCUUUUUCGCCACUCAAUUGCAAUUGCAUUUUGAUGCUUUGGCCAAGAAAAUGCUUAGCUUAGAUGCCCGUAAUCCAAACGCUCAUGUUGAACUAAAAUCCUUAAUUGCCUAUCACAGUCACUUGUUGCGUAUAGCAGCUAAUGUGAAUAGUGUUUUCAAUUUCACAUUUAUGAUUAAUUUCAUCACAUCAACGAUUGCCAUUUGUUUAAUGGGCUUUGCCAUGAUUAUGAUUGAUUUAGCCGCAGGCUUUAAAUACUCUGUCGGUCUGUGUGCAUUUCUCGUAUUCACUUUGUUCAUCUGUUUUAAUGGCACACAAUUCACCAUAUCGAGUGAGAAAUUGCUACCGGCUGCCUUCUAUAAUAAUUGGUAUGAAGGCGAUUUAAAAUAUCGCAAAAUGCUUUUGUUCUUCAUGAUGAGAUCGUGCGAUGACCAAGUCUGGCGUUCAUACAAUUUCAUUCCUAUCUCUAUGGCCACCUUUAUGUCGAUUUUGAAGUUUUCAUAUCAGCUUUUCACAUUCGUACGCACGAUGAUAUAA
Molecule: messenger RNA, 1197 nt
Organism: Drosophila willistoni
Lineage: Eukaryota; Metazoa; Arthropoda; Insecta; Diptera; Drosophilidae
Product: putative odorant receptor 69a
Exons: 3
Coding region: 1-1197 (398 amino acids)
Biological process (GO): sensory perception of smell; detection of chemical stimulus involved in sensory perception of smell
Cellular component (GO): plasma membrane
Molecular function (GO): olfactory receptor activity; odorant binding
Source: RefSeq, a predicted model, not a curated record